Molecule: messenger RNA, 729 nt
Organism: Anisakis simplex (herring worm)
Lineage: Eukaryota; Metazoa; Nematoda; Chromadorea; Rhabditida; Anisakidae
Source: the annotation of a GenBank genome assembly
AUGGUCCGGAAUAGUGGGCCACUUUUUGAUAGCGCAAAAUUAUUUGCGCAUGGUCGAUCGGUCUAUCCGAAAAAGAUCUACUUUUCAGAAAUUCUGCCAUUAUGCUCAAAAAAUAGAAUCACUCAACGUCGACAACGACCUGCAGGAUCGUCAUGUACACAAGAGCUGCAAGCGCUGUUCAGUUGUUUGAAAAAAUGGGAAUUCGAUGACAAGCCAUGUGUAAAGCAACAUCAAAUCUACAUGCAAUGUGUUAAUGAAACCGAGGCACUUGCUUUGCAAUACAAACGUGCCGCUGAAAAAGUCAGUUUAUUUGCUGCCGUAUACCUUGGUUCCAUUUCUAUUCCGAAAACGAAAAUCCACCCUAACAAUCUUUUCAUUUCAUUUCCUCCAUGCUUCCUUCCUCGAAAAAAAGCACUAUUUGUUGCCCUAAGAUUUGCCUCAGCACAGCUCGUUUUCGAUUGCAAACGAUUCGCAAGAGUAACAUUAAUGGAAGUAGUGCGGUUAGAGUUUUUGACUGCUGAGGGAAGCCUAGGUGAAGAAAGUGCGAAUGAAGUGAAGAGUUCUGGGGGAGGUUCGUUGCCAUCAAGCGCUCAACUGAACCGAAUAAUGACUUUGUUUCCACAACCAGACCUCGGUCAGUCGCCGUAUCGACAAAUGAAACGUAUGCCUUCGCAGUCGUAUGCGGACGAUAUUUUUCAUCGAAAACAUGUUCGUGGCAAGAAAAGUUAG